Messenger RNA from Arctia plantaginis, 6456 nucleotides. NCBI's taxonomy places the organism in Eukaryota, Metazoa, Arthropoda, Insecta, Lepidoptera, Erebidae. The record is from the annotation of a GenBank genome assembly.
AUGAAUAAUAAUCCCAAACCUUCAAACCACCAUCCAGAGAGCAUCAUAUCCGUGAAGUGUUCUUGUGUACACUGUGAUUCCAAUUCUUGUUUCGCAAAAAGAAGUAAGUAUCAUUGUGCAUUUCAAAAUUGCAAUGAUUCAAAACUUAGUCACCCCGAAAACGGCAACAGAGAACUUGGAAAGAAACGUUGUGAUGACAUAAAUGCAGUCUAUCUAAAUCCAGCGAAGCCUAUGGUUAAUAAAGAACUCGAGGAAUUAACUGAUGAUGAAGUUAAUUAUGAAUCAGAAAGAAAAAUAUUAAUAGAGAUGAAUCAACCGUCGCCGCAUUCUUUAGACGAAUACUUAGAUCGCUUAUUAUGUGUAGAUAAAGCCUCAUCUAAAUUCAAGCAAAAACCGCCAUCGUUAAGUGGAUAUAUAGAAAUUAUAUCAGAAAAUGCUGCGUACAAACGAAAGCUUAAUUUGUUUAACGAAUAUGUAGAUAAUUUGAAAGCAGGGAAAUAUUCGAAAGGAUGUGAUGACGUAACUUGUUUUGCAGCUAUUCAGAAUUCAUUACGUCCACAGCAAUGGUAUAAUAGACUCUCAGAAAUAUCGGGUCAGCCUAAAACAACAACAACAAAGUGUAAAGGUAGAACAUUCCACAAUUGUUUAGAUAAAGAAAAACCAAGUGCUCAACAUGUUACUCAAAUUCAAAAUACAACAAUUUCAAAUCCCAAAAUGAAUUAUAAGUCUUCGAAGUCAAACACCGAAGCGCCUAACGUUUUUUGUGGAAAUUGUAACGAUUCUAGUAAAACACCCGCAUCCAAUGAUAAUACUUAUUUUAAGUAUGAUAUUUUAAAAAAAUUGAAAGAUGCAUGCAUAGCGUGCAGUUGUAAAGUAUGCGAGUGUAUUGCUCCAAAAUCGAUUACUAAUGAAAUAUGUAAAUGUAAACCUUGUCAAUGUGCAGAAUGCACGGGUUACGCUGCAACACAGUCAAUUUACCGGGGCCCCCAACUGUCUCCUACAUUAAGUUGCAGUUGCAGUGAAUUUAGUAACCAAAGUGCAAUAAAGAUACAGGAUAAAUGCUCUUGUUCACCGUGCGAGUGCAAAAUGUGUAACAUCAAUAAUUCAGCUAAAUAUACUGAUAUGCGAAAGCCGCCACUAGCGCAUCAACCUUUGGUGGUAGCGUCUGUAUCAGGUGUUGCAUGUACCUGUUUACCAUCUAACUGCAGUGAAUGUUUGCGAAGUUAUACGGACGUACAAAAGUUUACCGAUGAAAAAUACAAAUGUUUAGACAGAAGUAUAACUAAUUGUAACCAACCAGAAGAGACAAUAAGUGAAAUUUACCGUCAUUCAAAUAGCAAAAACAAAAAUAUUAAACAGAAUUUUGUGGCCUUGUGUACUGGUAUGCCUCGAUUGAAUACGUAUCGUGGCUACGAAACCAAACGUUCUAAGACUUGUGUUUGCAAAGAAUGUGAAUGCAUAACAUGUAUUUGUAAAGAAAACACUAUAAAUACUAUAAAGUCAUCAGGAUUAUUUCCAAAAAUUGAUGAGGAUACCCAUUUAUUAAAAUCAAAUAGCGGCAACAAUCAUUACCACGGGAAAAGGCCUUACAAGGUCUGUAAGAGCUGUUCUCGAAAAAGGGAUCUGCUUGAUCGUUCUACUGAUAAAUGGGGAAAACACGCUCCUUGUCAUACCUUUGAUCAGUGCAUUCGUUUGAGUGAUGAAUCAAGUAACCCAAAAAGUCACUUAAAUCGCUGUCGAUGCACUAACUGUCGGUGUGAGCGCUGCAUUGCUCACAGGUUUGUUUCUAACUAUUCUAGUACAGUUGGCGUUGGUCCAAUCAAAAAAGGUGACGUAUUAAGUCCCUCAGCGCACCAGACCAAACUGGAAAAUCUAAAGGUAGAAGGAAAGGCGACAUCUACGCCUUCAUAUAAUAAAUAUGAAUCACGUUACAGAGACGUAAAUUUAUAUAUUAAUUCUCAGACGGAAAAUAUAUGUCCUAAAGAUGUUACGUCCCAGCCAUCAGUUAGUCGGCAAGCAAAGCGCGAUACGGGAACAAUGUUAUCAAAAUCCUUUAAUAGAUUGAAUAUAUUGCAAUGUGAUGCGUAUGUUCAUAGUCAAGCAUUUAAUUUACCAAAACCUGUACUAAAAAAUAGUUUCACGACGUCUAGAAGUCGUAGUAGCAUUUACUCAAUUACUAGACCGCCAUCUCAAGUAAAUAAUAACGGGAAGCCUGAGUCGGCAAAUACUCAGAAAUCUUUAAGAAGGUCCUAUCAUAGAUCCGGUCACGAGAACAAUAAACUAGGCGUAAAUAAUAUGUUCUCAGAAAAACAAGAAGAUAAACAAUCUCCUUUUAAUAUUCUGGCAGAAGUCACUUUUUCAAAAGUGAAUGAAAAUGAAAGUAAAAACGGUUCAUAUUCUAAUGGGCAAGUAUUAAAAGGCGACAUAGGAAAAUAUAAAACUAAUAAUUGUGUUUUACAACGUGCUAACAAUAUUAUCACAGAAAUCACAUCAACAAAUAAAACAAGUAAAAGCGAGAAUAAAGUUUGCUCUCCUAAUGGACAAGCUCAAGGAAAGGAGUCGAACAAAAUAGAAAAAUCAAAUAAUGAAAUUGUGUCGAACAAUAAUCAACCUGUGAAAAGCUUUUCCACCUCCGCGAUAACGACACUUGAGAAAUUAAUUGCUUUAAGCUCUGAACAGAUAAAAAACAAAAGCAGUAAGUCAUCAGUUAAUAAUGGCAAUAACUUUAAUUGUUUCCGUGUGCUACAGAAUUCGAAACAAUGUAGUUUGAUUAGCAAUAUCAACCACUAUAACUCACCAAGAGUAAAAUUACGUGACUUGUCGACAAAUAGUAAUUUAUUGGCCAUAAAAAAGGAAAAUGAAAAGGCUCGUCAAACUAUAGAAGAUGCAAAGAAGUUUACUUUACACCUACUAGGCUUGUUAGAAAUGUAUGAAAAAGCAAAUAAUGAAUUUGUAAAAACCUCUGAUAAACUUAAAAUUGCCUAUAGAUCUAUAUUAGAUCGAAACUUGGUCCACAAUGAAGAGAAAAAUAUCAAAACUACAGAAAAUUAUAAUGUAAUUAUAGAAAGUAAAUCAGAAUCGCCAUUGAAUGAAUACGCAACUCCAACUUUGAAUAUAAAUGUGUGCUCAAAAUAUGAGCCGGUAUCAUUUGAAGAUAUCAUUGCAAAACGUUUAAAUUAUUGUAUGAAAACUUCACCACAGCCAGAAUUAGGUCAUAUGAAUGGGCUUACAUCGAAUAUAGAUUCGGUAGUAAUGGAGACUGUAAGUAAAAAUGCAAACAGUGAAGAAGAUGCACAUAAAAACUACGAAAGAAUUUGCUACGCUGAAGUGCAAAAUGGUCAUAAUAAAAGGUAUUUUAAGCACAAAAUUAACCCUGAAUAUGACAAAAACCUGCAUUUUAAUACAAGCAAAAUACUAACAGAAAUCACACGGUACGCAGAUUUAAAACCAGACGAAUUUGAGUCAUUUAUUGAGAGUGUUGAGCAUCUGUCCAUAUCCACUUCUACAGAUACAACAAAACAAUAUAUAAUUAAUCCUAAGACGAAAGAGGAAGAAGAAACAACAAGUCCAGUAUGUAGAAAGAGUUUUGGAUUUACGGCUAAACCGAAUAUUAUAAGUAAGGGAGCAGGCAUAAGUGGAGUUUCAUCGAUAGAAGUUGAUACAAAGGGGACGAUGCUGUCAAUAUCACUUCAUAAUAAUACUACAAAUACGAUAAAAAUUGAAAAAAGUCACAAAAAUGAAGCUUUGAGUCAAUUACAGUUAGAAGUAAGAAAACACUUGGAGCUGGCAAUCUUAGAACCUUUAAACUACGCAGAUGACUCUGAAGAUAGCUUGCUAGAAUCACGAAGUCUCUUUGAUGAGAGUAUAUUGAAUUUGAAAAUUAUGGAACGACCAAGAGAAAACAAAUCAAUAAAUGAACAGCCUGAACAAGCCGAUAAAGAAGUAUGGUGCAGUGACCAGAAUUUAUUGGACGACUUUAAGAGACAAAUCAGAGAACAGCUGAAAGUAGCCAGCAUGCACCCACUCAUGAAUAAACAGAGCAGUCUUUUCUCUUACAGCUGCAAAAGUGAAUGUGAAGACCUGAAAGCAAAGUUUCUGGUUGUGAGAAAAAUAUCAGAGCACACUGUAUUAAUUGAAUGGAGCCAACCUCAUGGACUUAGCGUGCAAGGAUACGAAUUACUAGUGGACGGGAGGACGGUUCAGACAAUAAUGAACCCUUCAAAAUGUAUGACGGCCAUAACUUGUUUGCCACACGCUGACAAGAUACUCCUCACGAUUCGUACCAUCACGUUUGUUAUGCCUGAAGUUGGCCAUUAUCCGACUAACACUACUAUUUAUCGGCCGCACCAACAAAUGGAAGAAUUUAAAUAUUGUAGAGUAUGUUUGGUGACUGACGUAAAGAUGCACAGUCUGGACAUAGUUUCAAAUGAAUCGAUAGGACUCAUUUAUUCUCAUUUGGCACAGAUUCGGAUCUGUGAUAGAAAUCAACAUGUAUGUUUUGAAUGUGCCAGUUUACUGCAGAAAUAUCAGUUAUUUAAAUCAAAGUGCAUCAGGGCUCACAAUAUACUAUCAAAUAUUACAGUUAAUUCAACAGAGAUAACAAAACAAGUAAUUCUGAACAUAGACAGGAAAGAAAACAAAUUGGAAUCUUGUUACACAUUAUCUACAAUAAAAACAUGUUACGAUAUCCCUUUGGAAUAUUCAAAAAAUGAAGUCACUGAAACAGAUAAAAUAUCUUUAAAUAAACAUCAAGAAAUUAAUAUUGCAGAAGUUGAUAUUAAACCUGAAUUCAAAGACUUAUAUGAUAGUAGCAAUCCAACUUCUCAUAUGUUAACUGAAGAUGACUGCAUUGAGUCUGAAAAAGUAAUUUCAUCAUUAAAAAAAUUAACACACACUACAAAAGAUCCUAAAAUAAGAAAAGCAAAAAUAAAAAACGAAGCAUUUGUUCCUGAUAAAGAAGAAAAAUGUGAUCCUUACGAAUCUCUUGAUGAGGUAAACGACAAUGAUCUGAUAGAAUCGUCUGAAGAGAUUAAAACAUCAUCGCAAAAACCUCAAGAAUCAAAGAAUAAAAAACAAAAAUACACAAAAGAAAGCAGUGAUGAUGAUCUUAGUGAUAAUGAACCGUUAUCUAAAAGAGUAACUAAAGACGUGAGCGAUAUACGAAAUCCUGUUAAUAAGAAAAACAAUAUAGAACCUGAUUCGUUUAAUGACUACACCACGGUUAAGUUCCUUACACUUGAAGACGCCAAAAAAGAGUUACUUUCACGAAAAGAAUCUAGUAAUUACAAAAGGUCGCCGUUUAAAUGUGAAUACUGCUUUAAAGGGUAUGAAGCACAAACAGCUUUUGACAAUCAUAUGAAAAAACAUAGCAGAGAACAUGGCGACUAUGAAUGUGAAGUAUGCUACCUCCGAUUUCUAAAACCCAUAUACUUAUGUAAACACAAGUUGUCAUGUCACAAAAGAAAAUUUAUUUGCAAGCUAUGCCCAUACAUAUGUUAUUGCAUGGAUCAGGCUAGAACUCACGUCAGUCUUCACCAAGGAAAAAAAUAUCCGUGUAAAGAUUGUGGAGAAAUAUUCAGUAUGCCGAAUAGUUUACUAAUGCACAAACGCAUGAAGCACUUUGACGCGUCGGUGCCGGAGAACGUGUGUGAGUUUUGUGGGAACAUUUUCGGUUCUGCUCGAGGACUAUUUCUGCACAACAUGAAGUUGCAUCGGACGGACAAGAACAACAAAGAAGGCCCUAAUUGCGAAGAGUGUAGCGUUCAUUUUUCAUCAGAUGUCGCGUGGAAGAGACAUCUAGUGCUGUCCACCAAACACAUAGUGAUUAACGGGUGCAAGUAUUGUGGUGAGCGGUUCACUAACGUUGAGGAGUUGAAGUGUCACCAGCGAGCUCAUCACCCGCGCUUCAAGCAAAAGAAAUGUGACAAGAAACUACCAGCCGCUUGUCCUGUUUGCAAUAAGUGGUUAACAAAUCGCGUGGAAUACAAUAGGCACAUAGCAAGUGAACACCCUCAUUCGGACGAGGCGAAGAAAUUGAUCGAACAUGACCUCCCGUUCGUGUGUGAAGUGUGCGGACAAGCGUUUAAGCAACAGUGCUUCCUGACGUACCACCAGCGCAAGCACACGGGCGAGCGUCCGUACGCGUGCGGCGCGUGCGCCAAGGCGUUCCCGACGGCCGGCGCGCUCCACGUGCACCGCGCCGUGCACGCGCGCGCGCGGCCCCACGCCUGCCACCUCUGCCACCGACUCUUCUCCUUCAAGAGCGCGCUCAACAAGCACUUGAAAGUGCACCUCGGUAUUCGUCCCCACAAGUGUACAAUUUGCGACAAAGGUUUCAUUCACAAGUGCGACUUGAAGCUCCACAUCAAGUACGUCCACGACAAAGUACCUUGGCCGAAGAAGAAAAGCAAGCGAAAGGCAACAGACGAUAAUGCGACCUAUUUAGACUACAAUUAA